Molecule: messenger RNA, 1028 nt
Organism: Mercurialis annua (annual mercury)
Lineage: Eukaryota; Viridiplantae; Streptophyta; Magnoliopsida; Malpighiales; Euphorbiaceae
Exons: 1
Coding region: 289-891 (200 amino acids)
Source: RefSeq, a predicted model, not a curated record
AUACAUGCAGGCAUUCCACAUUUAAUAUAUGUAAUGUAUAUAACCAGCCGUCCCUAUUAGCAAAAAGAUCCCAUUUCUAACCAUGUCCUUGGCCUUGCAAUUUUCUCUCUAAAAAGCUCUCUCAUUACAAAAACUGAGAGAACUCUGCAUUUUUCAUACUCAAUUGUCCAUUUUUUCACUCUUUUUUAUUCGUCGCUGUUGCUCAUUUCAAAGUUUCCUCGCCAAUGAUUUUCAAGUAAGUAAUCACUAAUUACAAUUAAAUUAUGUUCAUAUAAGGGAAAAGAAGAAAUGAACGGCUCAGAUGCAAUCACAAGAUGGCAGAGUUUAAAGCAACGGCUGCCAUUCAAAGGCCUGGGUUGCUGUGGGCCUACGUGGAGUUCAAGAAGAGCAACAACAACGAUCAGAGCCAUCAUAGAAGAAGAUGAUCAUGAUCAUGAUCAUGAUCAAGAUGAAGAGCCAAUCAUGUUGCAAGAUCAAGCCAGUGAUCAACAGCAACGGACGGUGAUUACGACGGGUGCAGGGAUGAAUCUGGCCAUGGCAUUGGCAGCAGAGCGUAACUUACGGCGGAGAUCAUCAUCUAAUAAUUUGAUGAUGAAAAAUGUGGGGUCACGGCGACAAGUGAAGACGUUGAUGAGAUUGAUUGAGGAAACCGAGGGUGUUGAUUUGAUGAGGAAAAAGAAGCGGAGAGAUACUGAGAAGGAGGGGAUUAUUGUUGAGUGUGAAGAUGGGAGUGAUUGGGUGUGCUGCGUGUGCAUGGAGAUGAGUAAGGGUGCGGCGUUUAUUCCGUGUGGGCAUGCGUUUUGUAGAGUCUGUUCAAGGGAGAUCUGGGUCAAUGGAAGCUCUUGUCCUAUUUGUAACCGUUCGAUUGUCCAGAUUCUUGAUCUCUUUUAGUUUUUCUAUCCUUUUGUUGAAUUUUGUUUCUUUCUUUUUGACUUUUUCUAUUUUGUCUUUUAAUUUCGUGAUUUUCGGAAUUAUGUGUUUGAUUUGAUAUGCCACCGUUUACAUAAUUAUUUUUCUUUAAAAAGAUA